AUGAUCUCAACCAUCAGUGGUGGUCUUAUCAUGACUGGAACCUCCAACAACUCCAUCAAACAUUAUGUCCGCUCCACCUAUGCGCACCAGGUCUUCAGCGUUGAGCAGGAAUGCGUGCUGAAGACACAAAAGUCAAGUUGGGCUCCCAUUACCUUCAGCGAAGAAGAGGAGCGUGGUGUCAUUCUCCCCAUGAUGACCCAAUCAUUAUUCGCACCGACAUUUCUAACUUCGACAUUGGGCGUAUCUUGGUGGACACUGGCAGCUCGGUCAGUGUGA
This is a messenger RNA of Prunus armeniaca (apricot), 276 nucleotides long. The record is from the annotation of a GenBank genome assembly. Lineage: Eukaryota; Viridiplantae; Streptophyta; Magnoliopsida; Rosales; Rosaceae.